Molecule: messenger RNA, 5832 nt
Organism: Neopelma chrysocephalum (saffron-crested tyrant-manakin)
Lineage: Eukaryota; Metazoa; Chordata; Aves; Passeriformes; Pipridae
Gene: LRRTM1
Product: leucine rich repeat transmembrane neuronal 1
Exons: 1
Coding region: 936-2498 (520 amino acids)
Molecular function (GO): protein binding
Source: RefSeq, a predicted model, not a curated record
UUCAAUCUGCCCAUGUCUGAGAUGCACAGUGCAGGCGUACAAUCAUGAGCAGCUUACGACACUCAGUGAACACUGGGUGCCUCUGCAUGCUCUAGCAACAUACUGCUCAGCUGAAGGGAAGGGAUUCUUGCUGUCUCUCUCUGCUCUAAGCAUCACCUAACAAGCAAAGCGAACAAAGAAUGGGAAAUAAAGCGACCCUUAGCCGGUCAGUGAAUGAAUGGUAACCUCUCUCUGGAGUAAAGGUUGUGCCGGUCAAUGGUCGUUGCAAAUGACGGACAUUAAACAGAUUGACAAAUCCUGUGGAGUCGUUAGUAAAGAGUUUGGAGUUUUUUUCACGCCACAGUGUUAACUGCAGAGGAAAGGACAGAGGGAGAAGGAGAAGAUCAAGCUCAUGUACAUAGUUCUGAAACUUGCAGGUCCUAGGAGGCAGCUCAAAAGCUAGCUGGACAAGCCUUUCGCUCGUUGAGCAGAAGCGAAGUGAGACAUUGUGAGCUUGCCAGCCUUGCACAACAUUGAAAGGGACUGAAUUUGUAGCACAGAGGGGUCUUUUUUAGCUCUGCAUAUAAUUAGUCCAAACACAAAGGAAGCAACUGAAUGGAGGUUGUCACUCUCUGGAAAAGGGUGGGUAAGACACUUUUUAAUUAAAUUCUUUCAUGAAGAAAGAUUUUUUUUUUUCCUUUGCUGCAGCAUUUAACAUGAACAAAAUCACUAUCAUUUUACCUUUGAAUGUCUGUGAACUUUAAUGCUGCACAGCUCCUGCAUGCUGUAAAGUGAAAUAUUUGCCUCUGUGUUUGUUCUGUUUGCUGUUUUGCUUUGGUUUUCGGGCUUUGUUUCGUUGGUUUGCCUUUUUUUUUUUCCCCCUUAAAUAAAAUAUGAUGUAGAAUUUGAAAAGAUUCAAUGGACAUUCUCAAGCAUAUUUGGAAAUAUUCUUGCUAAUGGAUUUCCUUCUUAUUGGUCUCUGUUUAAACUGGCUGCUGAGGAAGCCCCCGGGGUUGAUAUUGUGUACGCUGGGUAUCUUUUCUAAAAUGCUUCCAGCUGUGAAUAGUGGGUGUCCACAGCUCUGUCGGUGUGAGGGCAGGCUUUUGUACUGUGAAUCACUGAAUCUUACAGAGAUGCCUCGCAACCUGUCGGGCAUGAUGGGCUUGUCUCUGCGGUACAACAGCCUUUCAGAGCUGCAUGAUGGACAGUUCACAGGGUUAAUGCAGCUCACGUGGCUCUAUCUGGAUCACAAUCACAUUUGCUCAGUGGAGGGGAAUGCCUUUCAAAAAUUGCGGCGAGUUAAAGAGCUCACCCUGAGUUCCAACAAAAUAACCCAACUGCCCAACACCACUUUCCGCCCCAUGCCAAACUUGCGCAGUGUGGAUUUAUCUUACAACAACCUACAGUCUUUGGAGCCCGACCUGUUCCACGGGCUGAGGAAACUGACAACUUUGCACAUGCGGUCGAACGCCAUCAAGUUCGUGCCGGUGAGAAUUUUUCAGGACUGUCGCAGCCUGAAGUUUCUGGACAUAGGAUACAAUCAGUUAAAGAGCCUGGCUCGAAACUCUUUUGCGGGCUUGUUCAAACUCACCGAGCUGCACCUCGAGCACAAUGACUUGGUGAAAGUGAAUUUAGCCCAUUUUCCCAGGCUCAUCUCCCUGCACUCUCUCUGCUUGAGAAGGAAUAAAGUUACCAUCGUAGUAAACACCUUGGACUGGAUAUGGCAACUGGAAAAGAUGGAUCUCUCCGGCAACGAAAUCGAAUACAUCGAACCUCACGUUUUCGAAAGUGUACCUCAUCUCAAAUCCCUGCAGCUGGACUCCAACCGGCUGACCUACAUCGACUCCCGGGUCCUGGACUCCUGGAAGUCCCUCACUAGCAUCAGCCUCUCCGCCAACGCCUGGGAUUGCAGCCGGAACGUCUGCGCCCUGGCCUCCUGGCUGAGCAACUUCCAGGGUCGCUACGACAGCAACCUGCUCUGUGCCACCCCCGAGUACGCGCAGGGCGAGGAUGUUUUGGACGCCGUGUACGCCUUCCACCUGUGCGAAGACGCAGACCCCACGAGCGUCAACACCUUCUCCCCGGUGACCAACAACAGCGACCAGACGCUGGGCUAUGGCUCCGCCACCGCCACCUACGACGUGCCGGACAGCGGCGAGGACCGGACCACGUACGCCGUCACCAUCACCAUGCCCGGCGAGAACUCCGAGAACGCCGUGCAGAUUCACAAGGUGGUGACGGGCACCAUGGCACUGAUUUUUUCCUUCCUUAUCGUGGUUUUGGUGUUGUAUGUCUCCUGGAAGUGCUUUCCAGCCGGCUUAAGGCAACUAAGACAGUGCUUUGUCACACAGCGCAGGAAGCAGAAGCAGAAACAGACCAUGCACCAAAUGGCUGCCAUGUCAGCCCAGGAGUAUUAUGUUGAUUACAAACCCAACCACAUUGAGGGAGCCCUGGUGAUCAUUAAUGAGUAUGGAUCUUGUUCCUGUCACCAGCAGCCAGCGAGGGAAUGCGAGGUGUGAUUUUCCUUGUGGGAUUUAAACAGUGUGCAACCAAAUAACAGCGUGCAGGCAGACAGUGGCACGGGGUGGGGGGGGUUGCUGGGCUUUGCUGGUGGUUUCUGACGUGCACCUCUGCCCAAAUUGUUAAGAGGGGCUGUCCCAGAGACUUGAUAUUUUAGCUUUAUCGUGUCUUAAAAACCUUCAGGACAGCCAAUCUUAAGGUUUCAUAUGCUAAUACUCCCUUUGAAGAUCUGUCAAUAUUCAGGAAUCUGAGAGUGUAAAAAGGUACCAACUAUUGAUCUUUUGUAAACUAAAAAAAAACUGUUUAAAAUAAAAAAAAAUAGCAUUUACAGUUUUUACAGACUGGUGUAUAUUACAUGAAUGGUUCCCUGUAUACAAAAUGCAACAGUUUAACCUCUUUUUCUCUUCAUGCUGAGUGUUGAAAUGAAAGUCGAUGAGCAAAGAAGCCACGUAAAAGAGAAAGCUUAAAAUUACCCAUUGUAAUUAGCACACAUUCACGUCCAUCAUGUUGCUGGAGAUAUGAAGCAUGACACUGGAAUUCUAUUUUUGUUAAUGUGCUACCUGUAACUGGAUGUCAGUACAAGGAGCCAGUGCACCUCAGAAAGGCUAAAGUUUUGACCCUGUCCCUGGGACAGGAAUUCUGAGGGUUUUUAAGUACAGCUCACUUGUUAGUUGCUGCAAGAUCCAUAAAAACAGCAUCAGAACCCCUGGAAGUAUUUUGUAUCAAAACUGAUCAUACUGCAAAGACUCCCUAAAAAAAACAAACAACCAACAAAACCCAAACAAGUGAAACACUGCCAAAAUGUGUUCAUCAGAAAUAUAAAAAAGACCGAAAAAACCCACUAAAUUCAAGGGCUUUUAAUAGAUUUCCCCACUUUUAUGCUUGUUUUGAGCUAUCCCAAGAGCUGAGAACUUGUUUUGUGCCCCGUGGUGCCACAGUGAGUGGGGAAGAGCAAAAGCUAUUUGGGUCUCAGUGAUGAAACCUGUGUGUCUGAAGAGCAAAACCACCGUCAGGGGAAGAUAGAGAGGUAUUAGAUCCUACUUCUGGGUCCUGUAGUAAACUGCUGGCAAAGCCUAGCUCAUGUCCCUCGCUUCCACCACUAAUAAAACAACCCCAAAAAUCUCUGCAGAGGCUGAAAGCAGAUGAACCCUCCUUACUAAUGAGUGAUAAGUGGAAUUGAUGGAUAUAAAGCAGUGAUUUCACAAUGUAGAACCAUGCAGCUGUUUUAUCUGACUGCCCUUAAAUAAAGGUUUCCUUUCCUAGUAUUUUGGAUUUUUCAUUCCAGUAUGUGAACAACUUGAUCCUUUCACCAACUCCCCUCAUGCUAAUUGACGGUGAGGGAGUUUUGUAACACCAGGCAGAGCAUCUUGAAAUUUUCUUCCUACGGCACUACAUGGGAAUAAAAUGUUAUGGAUAAUGAACUGGGUGACAUUUCUAUGCUCUGUACAUGUUUCUCUAUCCUCAGGUUACCACCAAUAGAGGAACAAUUGCAAAAUCUUACAUGUAUUUUAAUGUAACACAGGGGUUUUUUUCCCUUUUUUAUAGCAUCGAAGUGCCACCUACUCUUAAAAGGCUACAGCAGGCUUAUAAAGCAGAAAAUAGGCACAGAAUAAACCACUUGUUUUCCUGCACAGCAGGUUUUAGCCAUUAAUUUUGAGUGUAAAGAGUGACUUCUAUAUUUUUUUCUGACUGACACUAUUUUAAGGAGUCAGAAUUUAUUUUCAUCUAUUUGAUACAUCUCAUCUUGUGUAAUAUUAAAUAUGGCAAGAGCCUUUUAAUCAAAAUUUUUAUUCAGUGAGACUAUAAUAUCAUCUGUGAAAGCAAUGAGAUUAUGUACUGGGAGAGGACUGUUUCGUAGAGAAUUUAAUCAAAAUCAGCUGCUUUUUCACUAAAGCCACUGAAAAUUCCCCCACAGUUUCAAACAAGCUAGCACUGUUAAAACCAGGCUUUUCUCUCUUUAAACAAAUGCACAUUUCUCUUCCUGUGCCUCAAACCCAGAAGGGCCUGAUCCAUCCUGAAACUCCCAAGUGACCUGAGGGGUUGAGUGUCCAAGUACAAACCUAACAGGGAGGACAGAGAGAAGGUACAGACCAUCCUGUCUUUUGGGUUGCCUGAUCAUGUUUUAGGCAAAAAAUACUUGCCUAAAUACAUGCUAACUCAGGGCCAAGCUAUAUUUAUUUUCCCAUUAAACCCUUCUCUGAAAUCAGUAGGGAAUUUAACUGUGAAAAAUUGGCUCUCCAACUUUGGACUAGGCUGUGUGUUCCUCAAAUCCACAAGGCACCACUGCAGCCAGCAGGGCUGAUUACAACUAGUUGCCAGGAUGCUUCCAAAAAAUCAACUAAGAUCGUUAAAAUAUUGUCUGCAUAUGGCAAAAUAUAUAUAUAUAUAAACUGGCUUUAUGUCUAUAAUGACCCCCUGUUGCUAUCAAGAAAAGUAUAAGUGCAGUCAUGACUUUGCCCCUGUAAAUCUAAGACAAGACUGAUACCAACAAACAAUCAUCCCAUGGUUGUAUUUCAGUGUAUUUUUAGCAUAUUUGUGGGUUGUGUUUGAAACACACGAGUGAUUGCACCCCUCUGGAGUUGUUCCUGCUGCUUAUUGGUGUUAGCAACCUCCAGCCACGUUUGCAAAGACGUGAGCAAUCCUGCCUUUGGAAUUUAUUCACCUCUGUGCUUCAUGCAUCUUGCACUGACAGCUCAAGUAAACUGAGCAGAGCGUUUUCCUUUAAAGGUGCAGUGAUUUCCUAAGUGGGAGCUGAUUUCGGUGUUGCCUGUUGCCAUUUCUCCUGAAGAGAGGUGAUGACCACCAAUGACUUGCCACCCUGAGCAGGAUGAUGGAUGGAUCCUCCACGUGGAGCACAGCCCUUAUUAAAGGAUGUGUUUCAAAAUCUUCAUGCAGAAAUCUUUUCUGAGGGUAAUCUGUUCUAGAGACAACCUCCUAGUGGUCCCCAGAGGACAUCUGGAGAUCCUGACACCCUCUGAGUAUUCACUGGUGAAAAGAGGGGUAUCACUGCUGUUACCUGGCAGUACCACAGGCUGCCCACAUCUAGUCUGAAAGUUUACAUGAAAUAUAUGUGGGUAAUAAAGAAAUAAAAGAGCCAGUAUGUCAUUUCAAUCUAGCUAUUGCAAAUCCAGUUAUUCAUCCUGCUCCAGGCUAUUUCCAUUGGUAUAUAUGAGAGUUAUUAUAUUUGUACUGCAUUUAUGGCAACUGCAGGGACAAAUUUCCCCUAAUUCUUUCUUCCAAAUUUUGUGUUCAACAGCUGUCCAGAGAUAAGUCAUUCCCUCUCUUUGAUGCCCUUAUUCUGGUAUAUUAAAUGGCUCCAAAUUCAAAAGGAAU